Paramuricea clavata is the source of this 1005-nucleotide messenger RNA. NCBI's taxonomy places the organism in Eukaryota, Metazoa, Cnidaria, Anthozoa, Malacalcyonacea, Plexauridae. The record is from the annotation of a GenBank genome assembly.
AUGAUUUCACCGACCAAUAGCAUCAUUCAAGUACGUUUUCGUUGCAUACCUUUUCGCGAAAUGUUCUUAUUGGUCCAUUUAACAACUAAAAUUAUAUUUCAGAAAUGGGUGAGGUUCUACCGUGCUACUGCCUUACGUGUUGCAAUAUACACCAAUAACGGAAUAGAGCAACAAAAUAACUGGCUGAAGUCAUCUUAUCUUGAGAGAAAAAGAAACAGCACCAUAGCAGAACUGGUGGAUGUCUUGCUCACACAAUUUCUUCCUGAUAGUUGUUACAACAAGUAAGACAUUUUCAGUAAUGUACUCUAUAGUAUACAAUGUACUGUAUUUUCCCCAGUGAUUUAUCAUCUGUGUAGCAGACUGCACAACCUAUUUGUUUACCUGCAUAAAUUGCAUUUAAAUCUUUGUUUAUCCACUGUUCACAGAUACAUUAAUAUUCGGUCAUCAGAAAUGUACAGGAAGUAUGACAGCAAAGUUCCAGAGUUUUUGCAUAACCGUCCAAACGGAAUUGUUAGACAUAUCAUCAAAAGAAUGUAUCCAGAGUAUCCAAGCAGUUAUGUUCAAAAUUGUGGACACAAGCUAUUCAUGGUGAAUAGUGAAACAUCUGAUGCAAGAUACCAAGUGUGGCUUGGCUCAGAUAUCCAACUUCCAAGCUGUCAAUGUGUCGAUUACAAGAUAAACAGGCUCCCUUGUAAACAUAUUUGUGCAGUGGUCAAUCUCCCAGAUGUUGGAUGGCAGUCUCUUGGGGCAAGUUUCCAUAACUACCCACUUUUUAAAUUGGAUUCCACUGUGGUAACAUACACUUCAUCUGCUCAGUCAUCAACUAUCCAAAACAACGCCACUAAAGAGAAUGAUGCCAGCAAAGACGAUGAUGCUAGCAAAGGAGAUGAUGACAAUGAUGAUGCUCUUGCUGACCAAGCAGAAAACAUCAAUACAGCAACAUCACCAGAAAAACUACAAAAGAAAAAUGAUGUUCAAUACAAAGGACUGGAAGCAAGGACUUGA